GGAUGAAGACCAUGAGAAAUUUGAGUGGAGGCCAUGUUGAGGACUUUGUCUUGGUGGGUUUCCCUACCGCUCCACCCCUCCAGCUGCUCCUCUUUGUCCUUUUUUUAAUAAUUUACCUUCUGACAUUGUUGGAGAAUGCACUCAUUGUCAUCACAAUAUGGCUCACUCCAAGCCUUCAUCGCCCCAUGUACUUUUUCCUUGGCCAUCUCUCUCUCCUGGAGCUAUGGUACAUCAAUGUCACCAUUCCUCGGCUCUUGGCAGCCUUUCUUACCAGGGAUGGUACAGUCUCCUAUGUGGGUUGCAUGACCCAACUCUACUUCUUUAUUGCCUUAGCCUGUACUGAGUGUGUGCUGUUGGCAGUUAUGGCCUAUGACCGCUACCUGGCCAUCUGUGGACCCCUCCGUUACCCUAGUCUCAUGCCUUCCAGUCUGGCAACUCGCCUUGCUGCUGCCUCUUGGGGAAGUGGCUUCUUCAGCUCCAUGAUGAAGCUUCUUUUUAUUUCCCAAUUGUCCUACUGUGGACCCAACAUCAUCAACCACUUUUUCUGUGAUAUUUCCCCACUACUCAACCUUACCUGCUCUGACAAGGAGCAAGCAGAGCUAAUAGACUUCCUUCUGGCCUUGGUGAUGAUUCUACUCCCUCUAUUGGCUGUGGUUUCAUCAUACGCUGCCAUCAUUGCAGCCAUCCUGAGGAUCUCUACUUCCCAGGGACGCUGGAAAGCCUUUGCCACGUGUGCCGCUCAUCUGGCAGUGGUUGUUAUCUACUACUCCUCCACUCUCUUCACCUAUGCACGGCCCCGAGCCAUGUACACCUUCAACCACAACAAGAUGAUCUCUGUGCUCUACACUAUCAUUGUACCAUUCCUCAACCCAGCCAUCUACUGCUUGAGGAACAAGGAGGUAAAGGAUGCCUUCAGGAAGACAGUGAUGGGCAGAUGUCGCUAUCCUAGGGAUGUUGCGGAUUGAUAUACAAUAGGUCCUGGGAGGGGUGAAAAUAUGGGAAUCUUAGUAGGGCUUCCUGAAGGAAUCGGAGUGGGUUUAAAGGGAACAUAAAUAUAACUUGCCAACAGUUUCUCUAAAUAUUGUCUGGGACCUUCUGACACAAAUAAAAGUUUAUGAAUCAUUUAGUCUUUUUUUACAGGGGUUUUCAAACUAAGGCUGGGCUAGCUAUGUAAGAAUCACUUGGGAAUUUGUUAAAAUAAAGAUUGCCCCCCAAAAAAUAUGUGGAGAGUCUUACUAAGCAUGUCUGGAAUA
Cebus imitator (Panamanian white-faced capuchin) is the source of this 1253-nucleotide messenger RNA. Its product is annotated as olfactory receptor 6P1. The coding region runs from base 3 to 965 and encodes 320 amino acids. Gene Ontology annotation, cellular component: membrane. The record is from RefSeq and is a predicted model, not a curated record. Gene Ontology annotation, biological process: G protein-coupled receptor signaling pathway. Gene Ontology annotation, molecular function: olfactory receptor activity; G protein-coupled receptor activity. The transcript has a single exon. Lineage: Eukaryota; Metazoa; Chordata; Mammalia; Primates; Cebidae.